UUGCUAAAUUUUCCACACCGACAGAUUGUUGUGAUUUGAAGUAAAUUUAAUGGUUGAAUUGUAAUUAAACGAAAAAUGAUUCUAUGAUAGUUAACGGAAUAUUAAUAAGUUUAGCAUGAGUUUUAAAACAGAAAACUCGGAAUCCGUCGAAUAUAGCGGUAAUAUAUUUACCAAACGGAUAAAAAUAUUGGAAUCCCUAAUUUUUCAAAAGGGAGUAACCAAUGGAUUGUUGACGGCUAAAAGUUAUUUACAAGAAAAGACGGAGCUUCUUUCAAACGUUGAUGGGAAAGCUAUAUCGAUUGAGACACUGUUAGACGCCUUGCUUGUACUUUAUGAUGAAUGCUGCAAUUCGUCACUACGACGGGAAAAAACUUUAGCUGAUUUCAUCAAAUUGGUGAAACCCGUUGCGACGUUGUUCAAACAACUCCGUUUAUCUCGAGAUGAUUUUGAAACUAUUAAAAUCAUUGGUCGCGGCGCCUUUGGUGAGGUAUGUGUGGUUCGAAUGCUUGCAACACAGCAGAUAUUCGCAAUGAAAACAUUAAAUAAAUGGGAAAUGCUUAAACGAGCGGAAACAGCGUGUUUUCGAGAGGAACGGGAUGUUUUAGUUUAUGGUGAUAGACAGUGGAUAACAAAUUUACAUUAUGCAUUUCAGGAUGACAGCAACCUGUAUCUUGUUAUGGACUAUUAUUGCGGAGGAGAUUUGUUAACUCUUUUAAGUAAGUUUGAAGAUCGUUUGCCUGAAGAUAUGGCCAAAUUUUAUAUUGCUGAGACAAUUUUGGCAAUUGAUAGCAUACACAAAUUAAAGUAUGUACAUCGUGAUAUAAAACCGGAUAAUUUGGUGCUUGAUAUGAAAGGCCAUAUCCGUUUAGCUGAUUUUGGAUCUUGUUUGCGUAUUGGAUCAGAUGGCAUGGUUCAAUCUAACGUUGCGGUAGGCACCCCCGAUUACAUUUCACCUGAAAUUCUACGAGCAAUGGAAGACGGUCAGGGCAGAUAUGGGGCUGAAUGUGACUGGUGGUCACUAGGCGUUUGCAUGUAUGAAAUGUUGUAUGGCGAGACACCAUUUUAUGCAGAAAGUCUUGUGGAAACAUACGGAAAGAUAAUGAACCAUCAAAACUGCUUCGAUUUUCCUCCACAGGAGACGUUAGAUUACGUUAUAUCAGAAGCUGCAAAAGAUUUGAUGCAAAAACUGAUUUGUGCCCCUGAGAAUCGCCUCGGACAAAAUGGAACUGACGAUUUUAAAAAUCAUCCUUGGUUUGCUGGAUUGGAAUGGGAUAGUGUUAGAUAUAGCCAAGCACCCUAUGUCCCUGAAGUAUCGAGUCCAACAGAUACAUCUAACUUCGAUGUGGAUGAUACGGAUAUGCAUUUAUCAGACACUGUACCACCAGCGGCAAAUCUUGCAUUUUCAGGCCUACAUUUACCAUUUAUUGGAUUCACUUUUACACAAUGUAGCUCUUUAUCAGACUUGGGGAAAGUUGAAAAUAAAAAUAGUCUCUUUAAAAAUGACUCGGACUGGGCUAUUAGCUCGGAAAUAUCUGAAGACAAAUUAAAUCUCAUAGAAGAAGUAAAUACGCUAAAAAGGAAAAACUAUGAUCUUGAAAAUAAACUGAAAAACAUUGACCUCAUCGAAAAGUCACCAUCCGAUGAAUGCAACAAUGCUGCUUAUGUGGCACGUCUAAAAGAAUUAGAACAAGAAUUAAGCGAUGUUAAGCGGGAAAAAUGUCACGCAACAAAAGAGUACAGUGAAGCAUUGGAUAGAAUAAAAGCUCAGGAAGCGGAGUUAAAAGAUGCUAUUUGUCAACGAAAAUUGGCAAUGAUGGAAUAUGCAGAAGUUACCGACAAAUUAUCCGAAUUACGUUCUCAAAAGCAAAAAUUAUCACGACAAGUACGUGAUAAAGAAGAAGAGCUCGAAGCUGUUAUGAAAAAAAUUGAUAACUUACGAAAUGAUCUUCGAAAAGCUGAUAAAAAUAGACGGGAACUUGAGUUACGGGUGGAGGAUGCAAUUACGGAUAUGGCAAAGGAAAAGAAACAAAGGGAACGCUCUGAAGAAUUUUGUCGUCAGCUACAAUCGGAACUUCGUAGUAAAAGUAAUUCUGACAUGAGUUCGGCUUUUCCAGCAAAUGAACCUUCGCGAUAUGAAAUUGAAAGAAUCGAGGUCCAAUAUUCUGAAAAACUCAAUCAACAGCAGACACGAUAUAACAUGGAAAUAUCUGAAUUGCGCGAACAGCUUAUGGAAUCUGAAAAGAAUCGUGACUUCUUAAUAAUGGAGCUCCAGAAAACACGAGAAAAGUGCGACUUAAGUAGAUUAGAAUCUCAAAAUGACACUGUUGAUACCUUAAGUGAACAAAAGAAAAUGUAUGAGCAAGAGAAAAGUAUGUGGAUUGAAGAAAAGAGGAGACUUUUAUCAGAGAUGGAAAAUCUAAGUGACACUAUAAGACAGCUUCAAACAAAACAAAUCGAAGAUCAAAGUAAUUGCGAAGAGUUAAGGACAAAACGACAAGCAAUAAUACAAUGGGAACGACAAAUGUCAGAAAUAAUACAGUGGGUGUCUGAUGAAAAAGACGCUAGAAGUUACUUACAAGCCUUAGCAACAAAAAUGACGGAGGAGGUUGAAUAUUUGAAACAUUCAGGAUCAUUUCAGCAAAACUAUGACACCAAAAAUUGGCGAAAUAGACGUUCUCAAAAACUCGACAAAAUGGAGUUAUUAAAUUUACAAAGCUCUCUUCAGGCUGAAAUUCAAGCAAAAACAUUGAUUUCGGAAGAACUUAGUCGAACUCGUGCGGAAUUAAUUGCAACUCAAAAAGAUCUACGUGAAAGCCGUAACAGGUGUGAUUCUGCUUUACAUGAACUUCAUCACAAGGAAAACGAGAUUCGCGAUAUACAAAAAACUUUAGAAUCAUCGGAAGGAUUUUUGGAAAGGCCUUCUUCGCAAGCAUCCUGUAAUUAUUUCUUUAAAGAAUCUACGGGGAAUCUUGAAAUUACGGAUAUUGAUGCUGACAGCAAUAUUUCCAGAGAUGUGAUGGGUAGUUCAUUUAAUAACAACUUAUCACUUGUAAACUUAAAACAAAAUCCAAAUUCAUCCGUCACUUCAGGUAGCUCUUAUGCAAUUCGAUAUCCCCAGAAUUCCAAACUUGAUUCAUUAUAUCCAUAUUAUAUGGUCGAAAAGAAACAUUUUUUAUCUACAGACUAUAAAAAUGAUCAAGAUAAUAUUGAUUUGGAUGAUGUACAUGGUCACCAUAGCAAAUCAAGUUCAAAAAGCAGCAUUAGUGUUAAGCCUCUCGAUUUGCAUUCUACGAAUGUGCCAACUGCAAAAGUGCACCAAUUUUUAGUUCGGACUUUCAGCAGCCCAACCAAAUGCAAUCAUUGCACCUCACUCAUGGUUGGUUUGACCAGGCAAGGUGUGGUAUGCGAAUUCUGUGGCUUUGCUUGCCACACGAUUUGCUGUCAGAAGGUUCCUACAAUAUGUCCCGUACCAAUAGAUCAAACGAAGAGGCCGUUAGGCAUCGAUCCGACUAGAGGUAUCGGAACAGCUUAUGAAGGUUAUGUAAAAGUGCCAAAAAUGGGUACCAUUAAACGCGGUUGGGUGCGACAAUUCGUGGUCGUUUGCGAUUUCAAGUUGUUCUUGUAUGAUAUAUCGGCUGAAAGGAGUGCUUUGCCCAGUGUGAAUGUCUCUCAAGUUCUAGAUAUGAGAGACCCGGAGUUUGCUGUUGCCAGUGUACGGGAAAGUGAUGUCAUCCAUGCUACUAAAAAGGAUGUGCCAUGCAUAUUUAGGAUUAAGACUUCUUUGAUUGAAGGAGGUCCCACAUGUAAUACACUUAUGUUGGCAGACAAUGAAACUGAGAAAAGAAAAUGGGUAGUCGCUUUAGGGGAAUUGCACCGCAUACUCAAACGCAAUAAUCUUCCCAAUACAGCUAUAUUUAAAGUACACGAAAUACUUGACAGUUCCCUCACAAUAGCAAGGAGUGCUUUGAGCUCUGUUAUAGUAUAUUCUGACCAGUUUUUAUUGGGUACAGAGGAUGGCUUAUAUUGUGUUAACAUUGAAGAAUACGAGAUAAAUCGCAUUGGCGAGAGUAAAAAAAUUAUUCAGAUGUGGUACGUGGAGGAAGAGCAUAUUCUAGUCAUUUUGUGUGGAAAACAAAGGCACAUUCGAUUACUUCCAAUAAGAGCUUUAGAGGUAAGCGACGUGGAAUGGAUUAAGGUUGCAGAUUCAAAAAAUUGUAUUGCGGCAUGCACUGGGGUGAUUCGUAGAUCACCUGCCAAUGUUUAUGCGUUUGUUGUGGCAUUGAAGCGUCCAACAAAUCAAACGCAGGUGGUGGUGUAUGAGAUAAACCGAAAUCAUUUGAGACAUCAAAAAAUGUGCGAAUUCACUGUAGCGUAUCCAGUUCAGAGUCUUCAAAUUUUGUCUGACAUUAGGCUCGUAAUUGGCCAUCAAAGCGGCUUCACCGCUUACUAUUUGCAGGGCGAGGCAACGACUACUUCUUUGAUACAUCCAGAAAAUCAAUUGUGUGCCUUUUUAAAUUACUCGGGCGUUGAUGCUGUACGUGUUAUUGAAAUACAGUGUCCCGGAGGAAUUUUCGGAGAAUAUUUACUAGUGUUUCAAACCUUAGCUAUUUAUGUGGAUCUACAAGGCAGAAAAUCACGAGACCGAGAAAUAACUUAUCCAGCUAACCCUUCUCACAUAACAUAUCUAGACGGCCAUUUACUGGUUUUCUCAGAAACACAUGUGGAUAUAUUCAAUACUCAAACUGCAGAGUGGGUGCAAUCCAUUGGGCUAAAGCGAGCGCAACCAUUAGGACCGCAGGGGAAUUUCGUUUUGACUUUUGUUAACGACGCACCAAUAAUAGUAUAUUUAGCUAAUAUACACACAAAAGAACUAAUUCACAUCAAUUCUGUUGAAAAGACGGGGACUAAAAAUACUCGCCGCCGAUUUUCUAUUCGUGAAGUAAACAAAUCAUUUAAAAGUACUAGCGACAGAAGAUCUAAAAUGAUAUCAGCUCCAACAAAUUUUAAUCACAUCUCACAUAUGGGACCAGGAGAUGGAAUACAAAAUCAACGUCUCUUAGAUCUUCCUACCACCAUAGAAACAGCUGAUCAGAUCAGCAAUCAGUCUUUCAUUAUACGCCAGUCCUCACUUACACCCCACACAGCGGCGCGGCAGGCAAUUAAUUCCCAAAAUGAUUACCAUAAAUUGCAGGAAAUUCCCAAAAAGCUCUUGCAAUCGAGCAGCAGAGAGCGAUUGAAACAGAGCAGCUUCAGGCGCAAGCUCGUUCUCCCAGUCCUGUUUCGAAUUUGAGCUCGCCAAAGGAUUCACCAGACAUUCAGUCCUAUUUGCCGUUUUAAGGUUUUGCAAUGUAUUAUUUCAUAUGUAUUUAUUUAUUUUUUAUUAUUGUAGCAUUUAGCUGUAUUAUUAUUUUUUUAAUAAAUAUACUCAUCCUUCAUACAUAUGUUA
Molecule: messenger RNA, 5446 nt
Organism: Ceratitis capitata (Mediterranean fruit fly)
Lineage: Eukaryota; Metazoa; Arthropoda; Insecta; Diptera; Tephritidae
Gene: gek
Product: serine/threonine-protein kinase Genghis Khan
Exons: 17
Coding region: 116-5290 (1724 amino acids)
Biological process (GO): actomyosin structure organization; peptidyl-threonine phosphorylation
Cellular component (GO): cytoskeleton; cytoplasm
Molecular function (GO): protein serine/threonine kinase activity; ATP binding
Source: RefSeq, a predicted model, not a curated record